Molecule: messenger RNA, 604 nt
Organism: Myotis davidii
Lineage: Eukaryota; Metazoa; Chordata; Mammalia; Chiroptera; Vespertilionidae
Gene: APOA2
Product: apolipoprotein A-II
Biological process (GO): triglyceride-rich lipoprotein particle remodeling; high-density lipoprotein particle remodeling; low-density lipoprotein particle remodeling
Cellular component (GO): spherical high-density lipoprotein particle; extracellular region; blood microparticle
Molecular function (GO): high-density lipoprotein particle binding; apolipoprotein receptor binding; high-density lipoprotein particle receptor binding
Source: RefSeq, a predicted model, not a curated record
GAACCUCUGGCCAGGACUCAGUGUUGGGGACCAGCUAAAAAGGGGGGUGUUUCUGUGUGCCCAGUAGCCUUGGUCCGAAGGCAGGCAGAGGAGAAGAGCCUGCAAAGCCUUUCUCAGUACCUGCAAACCCUGACCGACUAUGGCAAGGACCUGGUGGAGAAAGUCAAGGGCCCAGAGGUCCAGGCCCAGGCCAAGUAAGUCUCAGCAAGGGGGGUUCAGGCAGUGACACCCCUGGUCAGGAAGGCUGGGAAUGAGCUGAUGAGCUUCCUCAAUUACUUCGUGGAUCCCAAUCACUGUCGGACGCCCAGCCACUCCAAGCUGGCCCCUAGGACACGUCUGGCUGGCCUCCAGCGCCCUCUGUCCCCACCCCUUGCUUCUACAAUUAACAGUAAAGGAGUCCAUGGUGAGUUUUUUGAGGAUGGGAGAGGAAGACAGAAGCCCAGGAGGCAGAGGCGGCUUGGGUGUGAAGGGUGGAGAAAGGGUCCAAGAAACAAAUGUGGGAAAUGGCAGAGUGGGCACCGUGGAGUCUCCUCCAGGCCCGGGACGGCUCUGAGGAGAUGAAGAGCCAUUCCAUGGCCCUGGCUUGUUUGGCUCAGUGGAUAGA